Messenger RNA from Theobroma umbraticum, 3220 nucleotides. RefSeq names its product pectin acetylesterase 7-like. The record is from RefSeq and is a predicted model, not a curated record. Gene Ontology annotation, biological process: cell wall organization. NCBI's taxonomy places the organism in Eukaryota, Viridiplantae, Streptophyta, Magnoliopsida, Malvales, Malvaceae. Gene Ontology annotation, cellular component: plant-type cell wall. Gene Ontology annotation, molecular function: pectin acetylesterase activity; actin binding.
AAAAACAUAAGAAUAAAAUUCAAACCAUGUGCUGGUAAUCGUACUGUGGCCAUGGUUAGGUUUUUGUUUUUGUGAGAGACAGAGAGAGAAAGCAGCGGCCUUUUCCUUUGGGAAGAGAGAAAGCACCGGCCUUGGGUACCUUGGUAUUCGCUUUGUUGUGACUUGAGAGACUCCACUUUUCGUAUUACGAAUCAAAGAGGGAAAGUAAGCCGUCCCUGAAUCUAUACGAUACAUAUAAUACAAAAUUUCAGAUUUCCUCUUCUGAGAACCUGUUUUUUUCUUAUUGAAUUAUCAUUCCCAGGGGAAGCACCAAUCCACCUAGUUAACGUUUGAGGUGCAAUGGAUUGGGCUUUUAUACAAAAAUCUUGGGACAAGUGGGUUUCCAGCAAUAUUGGCUCUUCUGGUGAGCCAUUGAAGGCUGCGUUGCUGAUUAAUUAUGAUCCGUUCAGACCCUCUCGUUUGUUGUCUACCAUUGCUGAACAGGAAGGAAUAAAGAUCAACCCCAUUGAACUGAGUCAAUUUGUCAGUUUCAUCAAGCGAAACAAACUGCAGACAGAGACUUUCAAUAUUGGGCAUAACCAAUACAUGGUUACAUCAAUUCAUGAGAAUUGGUUCUGUGCAAGGUGCCUGAACACAUCGAAAUCUACUGGCGAAGGUGCUAUCAUCAUGCAAUCAUCCACAUUUCUCUUGGUGGCACUAUAUGAUGGGUCAAUUGGCUCAGCGUCUCGUGCUAUGGUGUCUGUUGAUCAACUUGUUUGGCUGUUGAGUCGAAGAAACCUUUAACCUUGGCUUCCUUAGUAGAUUAAUUAAAUUGACUAAUUGUUGGAAGCAAGUUGUAGAAAUCAUGUUUCAGACUGGGGUGCCCAUAUGUGUUUGAUAUGCUGAAUUUAAACUUCAGGCGAUAAGGGAUCUGACUUGCAUCAAAACAGCAAACGUUGAUGGAGUAAGUCAAAUGGCCAAUGAUGAAAUGCUAGUUUGCAGUAUGUAUAUGCUCGAAUAUGACCAAAUAUAGCACUGCCCGAAUCCAUACAAUGAAGAUGAAAGUAGUAGUCAGUUGAACAAUGGCGGUUUAGAUUUUAACUUAGGACUUGCAAAGUAAAUGUAAUGGCAACUUAACUAGUGCUGUUGCCAUGUUUUGUCUUAGUUAGGGGUGGCAUCCAAUCAGGUGCUAAAUGAUGUGAUAAUAUGAAUGGGGCGGGAAAGCCAAUCUGAAACAGGGCAUGGCAUCUACUUGUAGACUCUUAGUUAGCUAAUGAUGAGAUACGUCCAACAAUUUGCACCUGCCUAAGAUUUACAAGAGUGCUUUUUGUUCUACAGUUUUCCGCUUCCGCAGCCUGAGCAAGACACUGAUGUUUGCCUUUGUGUGGAAAAUACCAAAAGAGUAGCAUGCUUGCCACCCCUUUCCCUUACGUUUUCCCUUCACCUUUCUGCUCAUUCCAAAAGAAGACAUUUCUGUUUCCCAAUGGUCGCCAAAUGGAAUGCUAAUGCUACCAAGUCUGAGAGGGAUGUCAGCCUGCAACCUAUUACUAUUUGCUUUAAGCCUUUCACGGUAAAACACAGGAGAUUCCUGUGCACUUUGUCAGACAUGGUUGCUCGCUUGACCCAUACAUGAUACAUAAAGCUACUGUCGAUUGAUUUGACUACCACACACCACAACUGAAGCCAUCAUUUUUUCUUUUUGACUUUUUUUAGGAAGAAGAAAAAAUUAGAGUGCGGUGGUGUCAUCUUUCUGAUGAGUCGAAGAUUUAGCGAUCUGCUCAAGGAUAUUUUGUCGAGCAUACGAGUUAAUAAUAUAUUUCUUGGUAAGGUUUAAAAAAAAAAAAAAAACCAACCAACAAAAUGAACAAUGAAUUUCUUUUCCAUCCCUCUCCACUCUUCAACCAAUACAAACCCUUCCUCCACUUUGUCCUUUCAUUCCCAGCUGAGUUGUACAAAUUGCAAGUUCAGCCCAUUUCUCCCAACCUAAAUGAUCUUUAUUCUGCACCCAAAAGUGAUCAUCAACCACCCACGAUAAAGUACAUGCAGGCAGAAAAAGACUCAACAUCCUAAAGCAUCAUGCUCAAGAUUAUUGGUUCCCUUCUCUCUUUUUCCUUUUCCUUUUGUCACCAAUAAUCUUUUCCAUGGUUAAAGCCUUACAAUCUCCAACAGUUGCCACUGCUCCUCAGCAAGUAUGGAGAAAAACCGAAACCUCUAGUUCUCUGCAGGCAACGAAUCAGGUCUGCAAAUAUCCCCACGACAAAGAGGGCAUACCCUGCAAGCCAUAAACAAGUCAGCAAAGUGUAUAGACAUCCGUACAACCUUUUAUGGCCAAAUGUGUUAGCAUCCACAAUAGGUGAACUGAAAAGAAAGAAAACUAAUGCCACCAUACAAGAUGGCAUUCAGGAGGAAACAUAGGGCCAGUUCAGCUUCAGAAAAGUUAUCCAUUUUCAGAUUUCCAUCUCCAUUUUUGCUUAUACACGAUCAACAAAUAAAGUAAAUCACAAAAUGUUGAAACUCUUGGUUUCAAUUUUCUAGAAAGCUAUUUUAAAUUGUUUUCCACCUUUUUUACUACCCUAGUUUUCUAAAAAUGGAGAUGGAAAGUGCAAAGCAUUUUCCAAACUGAACAGAACCUUGACAUUUUCAAAGUUUGAAAACAAUAGGUCAUUACUACAACAGGCAAAGCCUGUGUGGGUGUUUGUCAAAGAUAUUCAUGCAUGCAAGUGGCACAGAAGCUGUAGUAUUGCCUUCCAGCUCACUGUUAGGGAUAAGGAAAACUGUUGACUGAAGGUCAACAAGUAUAUGAUAUUUCUGUUUUCAUUUUGGCCAAGUGAAUUCAAACAACCUUGCUAAAAGGAAAAGUUUACAGGGUUUUCUAGCAAUCGUUCCAAGGUCUACACAAUGAAAGUGUCAAUCAUAGCAAUUAGACAGGGCUCCGUCUAGCAAAAAGUAGUUAAAAGAAAGUUGAUAUAAAACAAGAAAGUAUUGAUUAUGGCAAUUAUUCAAAGAUAUUAAUAGCCAGAAAGAAUUAGUUCCCUUAUUAAAUUGGUGUGGCCUUGCAGAUCUGUUAAUGUUAUUCUAAUGAGACAAAAGAAUUUAAUUCCCCAUACAUUCCACCUCCAGGUUAGGCAGCAAGAAAGUGUGGCAAAUCCUUCACACACAUGUAAAGGACGAAAAUGCCUUUGAUUAGGUAGCAAUCAACAGCUCAUUUAAUAAAAAUUACAAAGAUGGAAAGUAAGGGGUA